Tripterygium wilfordii is the source of this 921-nucleotide messenger RNA. RefSeq names its product anti-H(O) lectin 1-like. The record is from RefSeq and is a predicted model, not a curated record. Gene Ontology annotation, molecular function: carbohydrate binding. The transcript is spliced from 4 exons. Bases 1 to 921 code for a protein of 306 amino acids. NCBI's taxonomy places the organism in Eukaryota, Viridiplantae, Streptophyta, Magnoliopsida, Celastrales, Celastraceae.
AUGCAACUAAAUCAAGUUGGCAGGGUUCUAUACAAAUACCCUGUGUUUGCGUGGCCAGCAUAUAUCUAUUCUACGUUCACGUUCAGGAUUCUUACCUCCCCUUAUUCAACCGAAUCUGCAGAUGGACUAACAUUUAUUAUAGCACCCAAGAGUAGUCCCUCGCCAACUGACAGCUUUGGUUCUUAUCUUGGAAUAAUGGAUCCAGCACAAGACGGUCGCGCUGCUGAUCAAUUAGCGGUGGAAUUUGACACUUACAAGAAUACAUUUGAUUUCGAUGGCAAUCAUGUAUCGAUUGACACAAAAAGUGUUAUACAUCCAAUUCAAGUUAGGAGUCUCAAUGAUACCGGAAUUGACCUGAAAAGUGGAAGAGAUAUCAAGGUUCUAAUAGUAUUGGAUGGGAGUACAAAGUCCAUUAGAGUUCACAUUGGAUAUGCAUCUGAUCCAAUAGACGGACUAACAUUUAUUAUGGCACCAGACAGUAGUCCCUCGCCAUCUGACAGCUAUGGUUCCUAUCUUGGAAUAAUGGAUCCAGCACAAGACGGCCAUGCUGGUGGUCAAUUAGCUGUGGAGUUUGACACUUACAAGAAUACAGGUGAUUUGGAUGCAAAUCACAUUGCGGUUGUCACAAAAAGUGUAAUACAUCCGAUUGAAGCUAGGAGUCUCAAUGAUACCGGAAUUGACCUGAAAAGUGGAAGAGACAUCAAGGUUCUAAUAGUAUUGGAUGGGAGGACAAAGUCCAUUAGAGUUCACGUUGGAUAUGCAUUUGAUCCAAUAGGUGAGACUUUUCUUGAGGUGCCUAUUGACAUCCCAAAUACCCUGCCAAGCUUCAUCUAUGUGGGAUUCACAGCAUCAACAGGGCUUCUCACUGAGCGCCAUCAGAUUCUCAACUGGAAUUUAGCAUCAUUUCCAAUCAAUAAAUGA